AUGAAACUGACUAGCUCCGCUCAUUAUUCACUCCUCUUCUUAUCAUCUAUCCUGGGCAUAUCCUCUGCUGCAGGUAACAAUCACCUGGAUGAUGAGUCCCCGUGUGUGGCGCACUCUCCUACGAGUGGUCUCUACUAUGACUUGAGUUCAAUCUCAUUAUCUCCACCGGAAAUGAAGAAUGGCAAGAAAGUAUCGCAGGACGAUCGGGACGAAAGCUGGACCGCGAAGGGGCACGACUACCCCGCCAAUUUCACGCUUAACAUAUGCGCGCCGGUGAUUGAGAACUUUACGGAUGUCAUUGGUGUAUCAUCUUCGCGAUGGCAGAAUAUUAGCGCGUUUUACGAGCAGCAUGGGAAGAUAUAUUCGUUGGGUGAACAAGCUUCCGAUCCUUUCUUCCGUGGUCGCAAACUUAUCCUGAACUACACGAAUGGCUCUCCGUGCCCUGAUGACUCCAGCGCUGCCGGCUCGAAUGCUUCUGUCCGAACGAAGUCUACGCUAAUGUCCUUCCUUUGCGAUCGCGACGCCCCUGCAAACCAAGCGACUACCUCCUUCGUCGGUACCAUGGACUCUUGCUCCUACUAUUUUGAAAUCCGGAGCUCUGCUGUGUGCGGUGGUAUUGCUGCGGAUCCCAACUCUGGAGGACUAGGCCCAGCCGGCGUAUUCGGAGUCAUCAUGCUCAUUGCGGUCGCUGUCUACAUGGUUGGAGGUUGCGCCUAUCAGCGCACUGUUAUGCACCAGCGCGGUUGGCGCCAAUGCCCGAAUUUCAGCCUAUGGGCUGGAAUGUUCGACUUUGUCAAGGACAUGUUCGUCAUUAUUUUCUCAUCCUUGGGCAAUUGUUUGCGCUUCAAACGUUCGCCAUCACACGACGGCUACACACGCGCGGGCUCUGACAGCCAUGGAGGAUUCAUUGGCGCAAUUGGUGGUCGAGGAGGACGAGGCUCUGGUGGUCGACGUGAUGUCGACGCUGAAAAUCGCUUGAUCGACCAGCUAGAUGAAGAGUGGGACGAUUAA
Molecule: messenger RNA, 1011 nt
Organism: Penicillium malachiteum
Lineage: Eukaryota; Fungi; Ascomycota; Eurotiomycetes; Eurotiales; Aspergillaceae
Exons: 4
Coding region: 1-1011 (336 amino acids)
Biological process (GO): vacuolar transport
Source: RefSeq, a predicted model, not a curated record